This is a messenger RNA of Triticum turgidum subsp. durum (durum wheat), 2445 nucleotides long. The record is from the annotation of a GenBank genome assembly. Lineage: Eukaryota; Viridiplantae; Streptophyta; Magnoliopsida; Poales; Poaceae.
AUGACACCCCCGGUGGCCCUUCGGAACGAGCUACAAGGGGUCUCCAGUUCCGCAAGGGCUGAUCUGUUCCGAGGCGCCAGCUGCAACAUCGAGAGUGAGGUGCUGGCAACUUUGGCAAAUGGCCAGGACCCACAUGCUUCAGGAACAAACACCGGCUUCAGAGUCAGACACAUUAGGCUCCCCAGCGGGGAUACCUACUCCGGUACAUUGUUGGGAAGCACGCCGGAGGGUUCAGGGCGGUAUACCUGGUCAGAUGGUACUAUUUAUGAUGGCGAGUGGAGGACGGGGAUGAGGCAUGGGCAAGGAAAGACGCUGUGGCCUUCCGGGGCCAGCUAUGAGGGCGAGUAUGCCGGUGGGUACAUAUAUGGUGAAGGCACGUACACUGGACAGGAUAACAUCGUCUACAAGGGACGGUGGAAGCUGAACCGUAAGCAUGGUCUCGGAUGCCAGACGUAUCCUAAUGGAGACAUGUUCCAAGGUUCUUGGAUUCAGGGAGAAAUACAAGGUCACGGAAAGUACACAUGGGAAAAUGGGAACACGUACACCGGCAAUAUGAAAAAUGGCAAGAUGUCUGGAAAGGGAACAUUUACUUGGAAAAACGGUGAUUCGUACGAAGGCAACUGGUUAGAUGGCAUGAUGCACGGGUAUGGUAUCUAUACAUGGAGUGAUUGUGGGUACUAUGUCGGAACCUGGACCAGGGGAUUGAAGGAUGGGAAAGGUACAUUAUAUCCUAGUGGUUGCAGAGUGCCUGCUGGUGAUGAGCUGUAUAUAAAAAACCUAAGGAACAGAGGUGUGCUGCCUGACCCUAGAAGGCAGAAUCAUGGUUCACGCAUACUUCACUCUUCGUCAGUUGACAUGGGAAAUAUGAAGGUUGGCAUAAAUCGGGACUCUGCCUCGUCUAGAAGGAACUCAAGUGAUUCAAGAAAUGUGUCCUUGGAAAGAAGGUGGAGUCUUGAGGUAGCUAUUGAGAAAUUCAUCGGAAAUGAAAAUAGUGAAACCUCUGAAAACAUUGAUGAUUCUGAGUUGCCUAUACUUGAAAGGGAAUACAUGCAAGGUGUUCUAAUCAGCGAGGUAGUACUUGACAGGAGUUUUUCGGGCUCAUCCAAGAAGGCAAAGCGCCGGCAGAAGAAGACGGUGAGAGAGACUAAAAAACCCGGAGAGGCAAUAAUUAAGGGUCAUAGAAGCUAUGAUCUAAUGCUAAGCUUGCAGCUUGGAAUCAGGUACACAGUUGGAAAGAUAACACCCAUUCAAAAACGUGAAGUUCGUGCUUCAGAUUUUGGUCCAAGAGCAAGUUUCUGGAUGAACUUCCCAAAGGAAGGAUCACGACUUACUCCCUCGCAUCCUGCAGAGGAUUUUAAAUGGAAGGACUAUUGUCCCAUGGUUUUCAGAAACUUGAGAGAGAUGUUCAAGAUUGAUGCUGCCGAUUAUAUGAUCUCCAUAUGUGGAAAUUCUGCACUUAGGGAGCUAUCUUCUCCUGGAAAGAGUGGAAGUGUAUUCUUCCUAUCACAAGAUGAUCGGUUCAUGAUUAAGACUCUCCGGAAAUCUGAAGUGCAGGUUCUUUUACGAAUGCUUCCAAACUAUUAUAAUCAUGUCCAUACUUACGAGAACACACUCAUAACUAAGUUUUUUGGCCUGCACAGGGUAAAACCUUCUAGUGGUCAAAAGUUCCGUUUUGUUGUAAUGGGAAAUAUGUUCUGCACAGAAUUAAGAAUUCACCGGAGAUUUGAUUUGAAAGGUUCAUCCUUAGGCCGUUCUACUGACAAAAUUGAAAUCGAUGAGAACACAACUCUGAAGGAUUUGGAUCUGAACUAUUCCUUUUAUCUGGAACCUUCUUGGCGAGAGGCUCUACUUAAGCAGAUAAAGACCGAUAGCGAAUUUCUGAAGUCACAACGGAUAAUGGAUUACAGUCUACUGCUUGGUGUCCAUUACAGAGCUCCUCAGCAUCUACGGACACGUGCUUCAUAUCGUCGAACCAUGACAGCAGAGAGAUUGACAGUUCUUUCAGAGGAAGAUGCCCAGGAGGAUGAUGCUUUUAACUACCCAGAAGGAUUGGUUCUGGUUCAAAGAGCAAACGACGAGAACAGUGUGGUCGUUGGGCCUCACAUAAGGGGAAGCCGAUUGCGGUCGUCGGCUGCUGGAUUUGGGGAAGUGGAUCUCCUGCUUCCUGGCACAGCUAGGGUUCAGAUCCAGCUGGGCGUGAACAUGCCCGCGAGGGCGGAGCAGAUCCCCAAGGAGGACGACAGCAAGUCGUUCUACGAGGUGUACGACGUGGUGCUCUACCUGGGCAUCAUCGACAUCCUGCAGGAGUACAACAUCACCAAGAAGAUCGAGCACGCCGUCAAGUCGAUGCAGUACGACUCGGUGUCCAUCUCCGCGGUCGACCCCGAGUUCUACUCGGAGCGCUUCCUCAAGUUCAUCCAGACCGUCUUCCCCGAGAACUCGUAG